AUGUUGAGUACAUUUCUUUUCUCGUUCUUCUCCACAACAACUAUUCUGUUUCGUGAUGUUUUCAGACAUGACGACAACAUUUCCAUAAACGACAUCAUCAUCUUCCAUUUUGGUAGUGCCACUAACUGUUCUCCAAUAAUUAAACAAAUGUCACUUCGAAAAGUAAUUGUCUUCGAUUCGAAAUCGUACGAUGAAAAAACUUUUAAAGCUGCAUUAAAAAACUUGAAUGGCCAAAAUAAACUUCGUUUUACAUUCUUGGAAAGUAAAUUAACGGAGGAAACUGUUGAUGAAGCACUUGGUUACGAUGCUAUUUGUGUUUUUGUCAACGAUAUUGUUAAUCAAAAUGUUAUCGAACAGCUACACAAAACAUGUGCCACAGUAAAGAUGAUUGCCUUACGAUGCGCUGGAUUUAACAAUGUUCAUUUGGAAACAGCAGAAAAAUAUGAGCUGAAAGUUUCACGUGUACCACGUUAUUCACCGUAUGCUGUCGCAGAACAUUCGGUUGCUCUUCUAUUGUCAUUGAAUCGAAAUAUGCACCAUGCGUUCUUUCGAACUAAACAACAUAAUUUCAGUUUGGAUGGGUUAGUCGGUAUCGAUUUAUUUGGCAAAACGGUGGGAAUUAUCGGAACUGGUGGUAUUGGAAUGUGUGCGAUUAAUAUUUUUCUUGGCUUUGGCUGUAGAGUACUAGCGUAUGAUAUUUAUCCAAAUGAAAAUGCAGCAAAAGAAAAAGGUUUUGUAUAUACAACAAUGGACGAAUUGCUGCGAGAAAGUGAUGUCGUUUCAAUCUACGCACCAUUACUUGAUUCAACAUAUCAUCUGAUUAAUAAAGAGGCUUUGGACAAGAUGAAACCGAGAGCAAUGUUAAUUAAUACAAGUCGAGGUGGUUUAGUCGAUUCGAAAGCUCUUCUCGAAUGUUUAAAAUCAGGCAAAUUACGAGGUGCAGCAUUAGACGUUUAUGAAAAUGAAAAACAAUAUUUCUUCAAUGACUACAGUCAACAAGUUAUGGAAGAUGAUACACUCGCACGUUUAAUUUCAAUGCCGAAUACAAUCGUUACAUCUCAUCAAGCAUUUCUUACCGAAGAAGCUUUGAAAAACAUCGCUGAAACCACUGUACAAAGUUUAUUGGAUUUCUUCGAUGGCAAACCAUUGAAUGAGAAUAACGAAGUUAAAGCACCGCCGAAAAAAUGA
Adineta ricciae is the source of this 1188-nucleotide messenger RNA. Lineage: Eukaryota; Metazoa; Rotifera; Eurotatoria; Adinetida; Adinetidae. The record is from the annotation of a GenBank genome assembly.